AUGAGAGGAUCGCAACUACUUGUGACUGUCGUGCUAGCGGCCUUGGUUGGAAGGAGCAGCGCAGCUUCCAUCCGAAAGGUGACUGUGGUUAGUGCAACUUGUCAGGGAGCGUCCGGGCCAUUUCCGAACCCGGACAGCUGCUCAAGCUUCCUUCAGUGCGAGCCGUCAGGUGUCGCAACGGUCAUCCCGUGCCCAGCAAACCUCGAGUUCAAUCCAAUGCUGAGGGUGUGCGACUACCCGGAGAGAGCUGGCUGCUCCUCAUCCUCGUCUCCGCCUGCUGACGACGACAAUGGUUCUGGUGGGGGAUCAGACGACAAUGGAGGCAAUUCUCCAGCUCCACCUUCUGACGACGCCCCCACCUGUCCACCGUGGAAUCCUGAUGACGUCACCCAGCUCCCCAAUCCGAAUGACUGCAGCAUCUUCUACAAGUGUGACGAGAACGGCGUUGCCUGGGUCAUUGAAUGCCCAGCUGGUCUCGAAUACAAUGCAGAGCUGAGAGUGUGUGAUUAUCCAGAAAAUGCUGGUUGCUCAAGCAACCCGUCGGAAGAUACGCCCUCUGAAGGGGAUGAAGAUGACGAAAAUUCUAAUGGAGGUAAUGAGGUAAGCCCGAAUCCACCAGCUGGAGAUGCUCCUACAUGUCCAGAGUGGAAUCCAAACGACGUCACGCAGUUGCCCAAUCCAAAUGACUGCAGUAGCUUCUACAAAUGCGACGAGAAUGGUGCGGCUUGGCUCAUACCGUGCCCGGAUGGACUAGAGUACAACGCGGAGCUGAGAGUGUGCGAUUACCCAGAAAGUGCCGGUUGCUCUUCGUCAGCUACACCAAGUAACCCACCUGGCGACGACCCCUCUGACGACGAUCAGGAGAAUGGUAACGCCGACUCUGGUAACGGCUAA
Molecule: messenger RNA, 894 nt
Organism: Schistocerca americana (American grasshopper)
Lineage: Eukaryota; Metazoa; Arthropoda; Insecta; Orthoptera; Acrididae
Product: chondroitin proteoglycan-2-like
Exons: 3
Coding region: 1-894 (297 amino acids)
Cellular component (GO): extracellular region
Molecular function (GO): chitin binding
Source: RefSeq, a predicted model, not a curated record